AUGUCAAACAAUUACACAUACCAAAAUAAUUAUUCUACCACCACGUACGGCGCACAAGGCGGGGCUGAUGGCGGCGGAUUUGUUCAAGGAGGAUAUGGUGGAUCGCAGGGAGGAAGUCAAGAUAGUCCUGGAGGAACAAAGACAUAUGGCAAAGAUACUUUGCGACCGGUAACCAUCAAGCAAAUCCUUGAUGCUGAGCAGCCACAUCCGGAUGCAGAUUUCAAAAUCGAUGGAUCAGAAGUAACUCAGCUCUCAUUCAUCGGCCAAGUCCACUCCAUCUCCACGCAAGCUACAAAUAAUACCUACAAAGUUGACGACGGCACCGGCCUCAUUGAAGUAAAGCAAUGGAUCGACAAUGACGCUGAGCCCGAAAACGCAAAAUCUGUUCCGCAAGAAGGUCAAUAUAUACACGUGUGGGGUCGUCUCAAAUCAUUCCACGAUAAACGUCACGUAGGAGCUCAUAUUAUCCGACCCGUUACCGACAUGAACGAAGUUACAUUCCACGGACUAGAAGCUACAUUGGUACAUUUACAUUUCACACGGGGUCCUAUUCCUACCGCAGGCGCAGGCGCGGUGAAGACAGAGAGCGGCGAUGGAAUGUUUGUUGAUUCAUACGGUGGUAACAAUGUCAGCACAGCUACCGGUGGUAGAGUAUUAGCCGCGCAUGUAACGCCUAAUUCGAGAGCGGUAUUCAACUUAUUACAAUUGGAGCCUCAAAACAACGAGGGUCUUAAUGUAAAUGUAAUUGCAACCAAGCUUGGCAUGCCAGUCGCAGAGGUCUAUAAAUGUGGGGAUCAGCUAUUAUCGGAGGGCUGCAUCUACACAACGGUUGACGAUGAGACAUGGGCUAUAUUGGAGUACUAG
This is a messenger RNA of Sclerotinia sclerotiorum 1980 UF-70, 864 nucleotides long. RefSeq lists its product as hypothetical. Gene Ontology annotation, molecular function: DNA binding. NCBI's taxonomy places the organism in Eukaryota, Fungi, Ascomycota, Leotiomycetes, Helotiales, Sclerotiniaceae. The record is from RefSeq and is a predicted model, not a curated record. The coding region runs from base 1 to 864 and encodes 287 amino acids. Gene Ontology annotation, cellular component: site of double-strand break; chromosome, telomeric region; DNA replication factor A complex. Gene Ontology annotation, biological process: double-strand break repair via homologous recombination; nucleotide-excision repair; DNA replication. The transcript has 4 exons.